CUGGUGGAGAUCAGGGGAGCCUGAAAAGAAGCCAAUCGCACAAACUUCCUCCUGUUCACACACAAACACACACACACACAGAAACGCACACAAAGAUCAGAGCUGAAGACACACUUGACGCCUCAACGGCAGACUCUCACCAUCACCACAACUGCAGAAGUUUGAUCGGCAAAUGAAGAUGAGGUUCCGGCUGCUGCUGCUGCAGACUCUGGCAGCCUUUCUCUUCUGUCAAGCUGGCUCAAUUGAUAUAAAAGUGGAGGAAUACACAAAUUCAGUUAAGCUGAGUUGUCCAGGCGGUGAAAUUCGAGACCAAAAUUAUAAAACACAUCAGAGUUUGGAGUUGCUCUACAAGGAUGAGAACACAGGAAAGUAUGAUUGCAUGAAAGACGACUCUGCAGUGUCACAUAUUUUUGUGAAAUUCCGCACCUGCGACAACUGCGUGGAGUUUGACAUGACCUCCAUUGUCAGCAUCCUGGUUGGAAACUUGGUGGCGACUACUGGGAUAGGAGUGGCCGUGUAUUUGGUCGCCUCUCAGACUCGGACGAGUCGAGGCCCUUCUAAGAAAAAACGAUCUGAUAAACAACAGCUCGUUCCUAAUGACGUUUCUGACGAGCAAUACCAGUCUUUGCAUCACAGGACCCCAGACGUGUACGAUAAAAUUAGGAACAAAUAAAUAAAGAGUAAAAAGGCCCCUCUGCUCGUCCUCAAACUAAACCUUUUCUCUGACGUCUACAAGAAAAAAGGCUGUUUUACCUGCUGGAAUGCCAACUGAAAUACCUGCAAAUAGCUGAUCAAAUUGCUGAUACCGGUGAGAUUAUGCUUUGUAGAAACUUCUAGAGUCUUCUUCAGACCGGGGCAUAUCAGUUUUUUAAACUUUUGUGUGCUUUAAGAAAAAAAAAAUUCAAUGUGCGUAUAAAAAUUGUGUUGUAUUAGUAGUGAAACAUCUUUCUUAAUAUGUAUUAAAGUAGAAGAUGAUAAAGCUUUUUUUCUAAGACCUUUUCAGUGACUCUGACCUGAGAAUCCUCACAGAAAAAGGCCACUUGUCUUUGAAAGUCAUUGUUCUUGAGCUGUGCUGUCUGCAAACAUGGUGAAACUCAGCAGCUUCUGUCUUCAUUUUGUCAUAAAAAAUGCAAUAAAAAGUUCAUUGAAAGACCAAGUGCAAUGAAAA
This is a messenger RNA of Oryzias latipes (Japanese medaka), 1168 nucleotides long. RefSeq names its product T-cell surface glycoprotein CD3 gamma chain. NCBI's taxonomy places the organism in Eukaryota, Metazoa, Chordata, Actinopteri, Beloniformes, Adrianichthyidae. The record is from RefSeq and is a predicted model, not a curated record. Gene Ontology annotation, cellular component: external side of plasma membrane; alpha-beta T cell receptor complex. Gene Ontology annotation, biological process: positive thymic T cell selection; cell surface receptor signaling pathway. Gene Ontology annotation, molecular function: transmembrane signaling receptor activity.